AAUAAGCCCUCUAUUUCAUCAAAUAUUUAUCUUGUUCUAUAUAUUUCUCUCUCUAAAAAUGGUAAUGAAAACGACCAAUGCGAAGAAAGCAUCGAUUGAAAAGAACAUUAGAAAUGAGAAUAACCCCCCAAAGGAUUUAACCGGAGCAGAUCCAGAGAAAAAAAAGAGACGGAAUAAGAAACCCGUGGAGACGUACAAUACAUACAUCUUCAAGGUCUUGAAGGAGGUCCAUGGUGACAUUGGGAUUUCCAAUAAGGCGAUGGAGAUCAUGAACUCGUUUGUUAAUGAUAUGUUUCAAAAAAUUGCACAAGAAGCUUCCAAGUUAGCAAAAUACAACAAUAAGAGCACCUUAUCGGCGAGAGAAAUUGAGGCUGCUGUCAAGCUUGUGCUACAUGGAGCAUUGGCUAAGCAUGCUGUGCAGGAAGGCACCAAGGCUGUGGCAAACUUUACUAGGUCUUAGAUAGGCCUUAUGUGCUUGUUUUAAUAACAUAUAAAAGGAAAAUAAAUUAAGGUAUGUUAUAAAAAAGUUGAUGUACAACUUAAUUAUGUUA
Molecule: messenger RNA, 551 nt
Organism: Lactuca sativa (garden lettuce)
Lineage: Eukaryota; Viridiplantae; Streptophyta; Magnoliopsida; Asterales; Asteraceae
Product: histone H2B.3
Cellular component (GO): nucleosome
Molecular function (GO): protein heterodimerization activity; structural constituent of chromatin; DNA binding
Source: RefSeq, a predicted model, not a curated record